Drosophila kikkawai is the source of this 846-nucleotide messenger RNA. Lineage: Eukaryota; Metazoa; Arthropoda; Insecta; Diptera; Drosophilidae. The record is from RefSeq and is a predicted model, not a curated record.
UUUCUGUCAUUCGUAAAAUUAAUUGUCUCUUAAACAUCUCAAAGAUUCUUCAUUUUCUUGUGUUAUUGUCCUGUUUCCAUAAUUUUCUUAUAACUCUCUAAAAUAUCCGUAAAUCAACCAACUAAAAGAGAUCGUUUUAAAACAUGUUUUUUCGUUAUAUAACAUUUUUCUUAAAUUUUCUUCUGGUGCUUUUCAUUGAAGGAGACCGAGCCCUUACCGCAAUCGAUGAGGACAAUGUGAACCAAGUCAAUAGCGGCGAGUGGCUGUUGGUGCUGUGCUCAAAGCGCGAAUCGGAUUGCUUAAAUCUCAAGGGUGUUCUUCACCGCAUGCCUAUCACGAGCAGUGUAAGCCUGGGUUUUGGGGAUCUCUCCACAGAUACCCCCUUGCGAGUACGGAUGUCUGCCUUUGAGCCAUUAACACUAUACCAUGUGCUAGACGGAGAGUUCCGCAAGUUGGACAGCAAGCAGGAUGUGUUCACCUUGAGCGAGAUAAUGCGUCUGCGCCUUUGGUCAGAGAUUCCACCACUGAAGUUCUGGGCACACCCAACAUCUAAAUUGACAAAUUUUUAUAUGUACUUGUACAAGGCGGAGGAAAAACUGCUAAGGUCUGGACGAGUUGGCUGGGCAUUUACCGGCCUACUGGCCACCGUACUGGUGGUCACCAAACUCUUGUGGCGCCAAGUCCCCAGCAUCUUGAAUUAUUUAAAGAGAGUAGGAAAACCUGGUCCCGGUUCUUCUCUUCCAAUCCAGACCCAGAUGGCUUCGUUGCCUCACAUAAUCGCAGAAUAAGGCUACUGUAUUAGUUGAUACACUUUGUUAAUGUUUAAAUAUAAAUUUAACUUCACAA